Messenger RNA from Ipomoea triloba (trilobed morning glory), 3132 nucleotides. RefSeq lists its product as uncharacterized. Bases 708 to 2762 code for a protein of 684 amino acids. The transcript has 6 exons. Gene Ontology annotation, molecular function: chromatin binding. The record is from RefSeq and is a predicted model, not a curated record. NCBI's taxonomy places the organism in Eukaryota, Viridiplantae, Streptophyta, Magnoliopsida, Solanales, Convolvulaceae.
ACCUCCUUCCUUCCAACCAGCCACCAUGCCCAAACUCUCUCUCUUUCAGACCUCUGCAACUAACCCUUUUGCCAUGUCCACCGCUUCUCCAAGCUCUAAACCAACCCUUUCUCUGCAUUCUUAUCUCUUUCCCAGCAGACCCUUUAAUACUCUGAGCUAGAACACAGCGCCUUCUCUUUCAUCCCAACGCCGCCGGCUCCUUUUGACUUAGAAUCCUUGUCAAAAUCCAGUCUUUUUCCCUCCCAAGACAGCUCUUUUGUGUUGCAGACUGAGGGCCAUUGCAUUCUUUUGGUGAUUCUUGGACCUCAGCAGAGCCCUGUGGGUUUCAAGGGAUCUUCCAACUCUAACCUCUUGUUCUUUGACUUUGGUCUCACUUUGGUCUCUGAUUUGCAGCAGAUCUUGGGAAUUCUUCGGUUUCAAGGGCACUUCUUGAUUUUCUCGAAGAACCAGUCUGUGUUUCCCCAGUUUAUAUGAAUUGGGCACCAAUUUCUGCCUCAGAAAAGCUUUAGUCUUUCAGAAGUGGCAGAUUAUCGCCGCUUUGUCUCCUCACAGCUCUAACUGAUGAGAGGAUGUAGCUUUUAGGAGCAGGGAGGCAAGGUAGUUUAGAUGUGUUUGGCAAUUUAGGGGUUAGGGCAGCGGUCUGUCAGGUUUAGGGUUUGUGUGAGGUUUGUCAUGGGUGUUUAGGUUGGGAGUUCGUUUGGUGAAGCAUGGCGGCCGGUGAUUAUUGUUUCGUGGAAUGGAAAGAACAGUUUGUUUCAAAAGAGAGGGGGAACCGUGUGGUUCAUUAUUUCUUGAAGGACAGUACAGGGGAAUCUGUUCUUGCGGUUGUGGGCACGGAGAGAAGUGUGCGCCACAUGUUCUAUGUUGUUUCAGAGGAGUUCUUGAAAGUACAUGGAGCUGAGACUUCUGUCCAUGCUGGUUUUAGAUGGAGAUCAAGGAGAGAGGUUGUGAAUUGGCUCACAUCUAUGCUAUCCAAACAGAAUAGGCAGAAUGAUCGCUCAAAAUCGCCAAAAGAUGAUCCGACCUCCAGAGUCAAUUUUGAACAAAGUGAGAUGGCAGAUGAUAAGGGUCGUCUUGCUAGGAAUUUAAAAGGACUUUCUUCUGACAUAGUAUGGUCAGGUGAACCAUGGACAUGUGGUAAACAGCUAAAGCACUACCCGGGAUUUGGCAGGAAUGGGAUUGCAAUAGCUAUACACUCAUUUGUCUUUGUGAUGGCUGAAAAAGAGAAUCGCUACCUUGCAUAUCUGGACGAUAUGUACGAGGACAGGAAGGGCCAGAAAAAGGUCAAGAUAAGAUGGUUCCACUUUAAUCGGGAAGUCAGAGGUGUUGUCUCCUUACGGAAUCCAAAUCCCAGAGAAGUUUUUAUUACGCCUUAUGCCCAAGUCAUCAGUGCAGAGUGUGUUGACGGUCCUGCAAUUGUAUUAACUAGGGCACAUUAUGAUAAAUGUGCAGCUGUUUUUCCAAGUGACUUGCUAUCAAGAGUACAUUUUUGCUAUAGACAAUUUAAGAACAACAGAGUAAAGCCUUUUGAGCUGGGUAAAUUGCGUGGCUAUUUUAAUCAGCCAAUUUUCUCGUGUUUUAGUCCUGACUUUUUCGAAGAUGAAGAGUUUGCCACAAGAGACGAAAUAAAAGUUGGAGCUAAAAGGCCAAGAAAUUAUGAAGAGGAUGAGAUGAAGACGUAUGAAAAAUCAUAUCAGAAGUUGAAAAGUAGUUUUUUUGAUAGGAGAAUGAGCUCCCACAAGCAAGUUGAAGGCCCGCUUUGGCAUAUGCUAAAUCUUAAGGCUGAUGAAAAGAUUGAAUUUCUAUGCCAAGAUAGUGGAAUGCGAGGCUGCUGGUUCAGAUGCACAGUCCUGGAAAUUUCCCGAAGACAACUAAAAAUUCGAUAUGAUGACAUAGAGGAUGAAGAUGGUUGCGGUUACCUUGAGGAGUGGGUCCCUGCAUUUAGACAAGCCAGGCCUGAUAAACUUGGAAUGAGAAAUCCUGGCCGUCCAACAAUUAGACCUGCUCGACCUUGUGAAGAUGGAGACCGUACCUUUGAGGUAGGAGUUUCAGUUGAUACUUGGUGGAGCGAUGGCUGGUGGGAAGGCGUUAUUACUGACACCAGAAACUACGGGGUUGAAGGCUAUCAAGUUUAUAUUCCCAGUGAAAAUCUGUUCUUGAGUGUAGAUAGAAAGAACAUAAGAAUUUCAAAAGACUGGGUUGGAGAUCAGUGGGUUGAUAUCGAGACACAUCCCGACAUUCUUUCAGUGAUAACUGCUAUUGCCAACCAAGAGAUAAAGAUCUCUGAGUCGUCUCCUACUUCUAAGGAAGCAAAUUGUCCUAAUUCUCCCACUUUGGAUCAAAAAGUUCCCUCGAGUGCGGGGCUAAGUGUGGACGAGAAGACCCCUGAUUCUGAAGAAGCGAAACAAACCCCAAUUGAUGGUGCCUCAAAAGACGCGGUUUCCCCCAACAAUGGAAAACCGCAAGAUGAUUUGCCAGAAACAAGACCGAGUGAUGGGAUCUCGGAAGAUUUAGGCGUGGUCAACGGUGACAAACAAGAAACCGUAGAACACGAAGAAGAGGAGUGUAAGGGUAAUGCCAUCAGCUGCAGCAACGAAGCCAACACUGCCGAGAAACCUGACAGUGACGAUAAUGUUGUUGAUAACAAUAGCACCAACAACGACACUCUUGACAAAAACGUCGAUGAAGAUAAAACAGCUGAACCCGACAAUGCUGGUCAAAGAGAAGACGAAGUGGAACCCAUGGAUGUCACGACGUCCUAGUCCUUACCCGACCUUUGGCAAUUGACAGCAGUUGUCGAGCGCAUUAUCAGGGUGGGUCGUAUUUGUAUAUAGAGAACCGGACCUGCAAAUUCCUUCCGUUUUACCUCAAUAGUUACCAGUCAUUUAGGUGUAUAGCAAUUUAUCUAGAUCUUGAUUGUUUAGGAAUAUGGAGAAGAACCCACAACUGAUCUCUCCCUCUUAUGUAACCUUAUAUUGGCAACUUGCUGUGGGUUUUUACUAGAUAGUAACAUGAACUUCACUUACAUUAGUACUGGAGUUAUUGGCUUGUUUCUGUGUUGUUGCAGUUGUCUGUAAAUUUCAGUUGCUCUGGCUUACAAAGGGAAUCUGAUGCCCAUUUUGAAGAGCACCA